GUUCUCGUCUUCCUCCAAUUUAUUCAUGUUGUCUAUCGUCGAUGCACUCAGUCGCUGGGUCCUUGGCUCUGAACAACAGGAUUUCCUUAGAACCUGCAAUACGGGAUUAAAACGUAUCCCCCAUCCUAUAUUCUUGGAAGCCCUUUCUCGCUCGCUCCAAAGAGGAUACAGACCUACACCUGAACAUCCAUAUCGAAACUUCGAGGACGGCUCAGACUCAGACUCAGACACUCCAUUCUCUUCUCUCCCCGGCGGUCUAGACAAUGAAGUCAUCCCACUCACUUCCUCACGUCCUGGGAUCCCAUACGAACUCGUCGUCAUCAUAUUCCGCUACGCAGGAUUCCACAGGCCUCGCUCUGAGGACUUGAUUCCGUUUCAGGAAAAGAGCCAUGAUGUACGGUCAGAAGGGUCGUGUGCUAUGGUUGAUAUCGCGGUGUCGAAGCCGUUAACAAGCGUCGAUCUGAAGACCUUAUGCGCAUUGAGAAUCAUAACAAACUCGACGCACCAAGGCUACGUCAGCUUACCAGACCAGGGCUCUUGGUCCUGGUUCGGCCUCGUUAUCGCCAGUCCCCCAUCGUCCUCUCGGCCUGCAUCUCCCCUGAGUCCAUGCAGCGACUCUUUCCCCACGAACUCAUCACCCACACCCACACCCACCUCAUCUACAAACCCACCCGCUUCCAAUAUCUCAGACCUCCCUACUCGCACCUCCGUACGCGAUGUUAUCAUCAACGAUCACAAACUCUUAUACGACGCCAAACUAUCCAUUCGCGCCCACACCCACCCCGUCAAUGCUGGCCGUACGCCCACACUCCACACCUCCGGCAACAACUUCAGUCUCGUGCACUUUUACGACUCGACGUCUAGCGUUACGGCAGAAGGCCGUAGCAUGUGUACUGUAGCUGAGGUAGCGAGGCCCGGAGAUGUAUUGGCCGUCAGGGCAUAUGCACAGUAUCCUGGAUGGGAGAAUAAGGUAAGGGGCGUUGGGAUCAAGGCCUGGGUUUGGUACGAGCCGAUAUUUUGAACGUGGUAUAUUCUGGUAUAUUCGGCACGAAGAGGAGAUUUGGCUGGUGGAUGGUUUCGGAACUUUUGUCAGAUUAGGCUGGAUGCGAAUGCAGUCGAAAGCAAGCUCGAUUGUAGGAUAAGUUACAUUGUUCAGUCUAGAUAAGAACU
Stereum hirsutum FP-91666 SS1 is the source of this 1170-nucleotide messenger RNA. RefSeq lists its product as uncharacterized. NCBI's taxonomy places the organism in Eukaryota, Fungi, Basidiomycota, Agaricomycetes, Russulales, Stereaceae. The transcript has 3 exons. Bases 26 to 1021 code for a protein of 331 amino acids. The record is from RefSeq and is a predicted model, not a curated record.